Diuraphis noxia (Russian wheat aphid) is the source of this 1282-nucleotide messenger RNA. Its product is annotated as Cuticular protein 66D. The record is from RefSeq and is a predicted model, not a curated record. Lineage: Eukaryota; Metazoa; Arthropoda; Insecta; Hemiptera; Aphididae. Gene Ontology annotation, cellular component: extracellular matrix.
CGUCAGAGGACCAUUCACUCACUGCCACCGCACCUCCGCACAGUGCGACGACAAUAUUGUUGUUAUUAUAGUGUGCGCAAAAUCGUUUAGCAAUAGAGAUAAGUUUUCUUCAAGAUUUUGUUCGCAAAUUCCGUUUCGCGUCUACCCUGUUGUUUCUGCACAAUCGACCGCGUCCAUAUAAAAUGAUGAUCGCACAGUGUCUUCUGUUGGCCGGAAUCGUGGCAGUGGCUGUAUCCGUGCCAGUCACCCAGGAAGAGUACGCCAGGUACAUAUCUCAACAACAGGCUGAAAAGGGCCAACCGAUCCGCAGACCUGUUCUUCUGCAGGUUGUCCCUGCUGGUGGUGCAGCUUACCAACAACCGGCGACGGCGUCACCUCGACCAGCUUACCAACAAUCUGCCGCUUACCAACCACAACCCGCCGCUUACCAGCCACAACCCGCCGCGUACCAGCCACAACCCGCCGCGUACCAGCCACAACCCGCUGCGUACCAGCCAUCAUCCUACCAGUCACCCCAGACCUACCAGCAACCAGAAGAAUACCAACAACCAGAACAACAGUACCAGCCAUCUCCCAGACCACAAGCACUGCGCCCAAAGGCUCCGCCCAAACCAAAAUCUCAAAACAGGCCCGAAAAACCGGAAGACGAAGAGAACGACAACAACCCUAAUGCUCAAUACCAGUUUUCAUUUGACAUCAGUGACGACGAGUCAACCAACUACCAUAACCGCAAAGAGCAGAGAGAUGGUGAAAAGAUUUCUGGAAGUUACAGCGUCGUCGAUUCAGAUGGAUUUAUUCGUACAGUCACAUAUACUGCCGAUCCUGAAGAGGGAUUCAAGGCUGAAGUAAGCCGAGAGCCAACCAACAUACAUGUAAAGAUUCCCACCCCUGCACCACAAACGUCRCCAGCACCACAAUACAGAUUGCCGGAAAGAAAGCCACAGCAACCGCAAUACAUCACAGUCCAGGCCAGCGAACCCGAGUCCGCGGUGCAACCAGCCGACCCGAUUUCCGGUUACUACCGCAGUCCGGCGCCGCAGCAACAGGUCAAGCAGGCGCCGGCGUUGCACCGAUUCGCCGCGCCCAGGCCACAGUCAGCUGGCCACAAAGCUAGCGCAUUGGGAUAUGCCUCGGUACCGACCAACCCUUCGCCGAUCAUCUAUCAGGCGUACGAUCAGUAAUAACAAAUGCACAACAACAACAACAACAACAACAACAACAACAACAACAAUUGUUAUGUCGCAGCGGACGAGCGGCUAAAUCAUCUCAUACCCGGAACACG